Molecule: messenger RNA, 3413 nt
Organism: Lactuca saligna
Lineage: Eukaryota; Viridiplantae; Streptophyta; Magnoliopsida; Asterales; Asteraceae
Source: the annotation of a GenBank genome assembly
UAAUGAUUAAUGGUGAGGUCAUAGAAGAUAUAAAUGGUCUCACCUACAAUUUAACAACCAAAAAAUUCAACGAAAAUAUAUGUUAAAUGUUAUUCGCAUUUAACAUGAGUUCUGAACCACUCCCUUUCUUUAUUGCCACUUCCAUUAUGCAGGAACUCUCCAUCGCCCCUUUCCCAGUUCUUCUUAGAUGCCUCCUUCUACUACUCUUUAAUCCCCUCUCACACAUGGAAGUUUCUUUGAAGAAAGCUUUGAACUUUGAGCUUUAGGGGCUUUCAUGGUUGCUUUUCUUGUACAUAAUCCCCUGUUAUUCUUUUUUUUCUUCAAAUCCCCUUUUCUACAUCAUGAUUUCCUUCAUGGGCGUUAGACAUCAUCUUUGGAAAGCUGAUCACAAGGGUGUGUGGAAUUAGGGUAUCUAGGAUACAUGGCCAUGAAUGAACUAAAGAGAUUGUUACUGUUGUUGGUUUUCUUUAACAGAUGUUUCAUCGAGGCACAAACCUCCCAAGCUCAGGGAUCGAAUAAGCCUAUGAAAACUAGUGUUCAAUCAAGACCAUAUGUUGUAAACAUCGGGUCGAUUUUGACUUUCGAUUCGAUGAUAGGUAAAGUAGCAAAAACUGCACUAAAAGUUGCAGUAGAAGAUGUGAAUUCUGAUCCAAUGGUUCUUAAUGGAACGAAGCUGAAACUAACCAUUCAUGAUUCCAAUUUCAGUGGCUUUUUGAGUAUUAUGGAGGCGUUACAAUUCAUGGAAAACGAAAGCGUCGCAUUAAUAGGUCCUGAAUCUUCGGUCUUAGCUCAUAUGAUCUCCCAUGUCGUCUCCGAGCUUCAAGUCCCUCUACUGUCCUUCACAGCCACCGACCCGACAUUAUCUUCGCUCGAAUACCCGUUCUUUAUCCGAACAACGAACAGUGAUCUUUUCCAAAUGGCUGCCAUAGCAGACAUAAUCGAAUACUACGAAUGGCGUCAAAUCGUUGUUAUUUAUAUCGAUGAUGAUCAUGGGAGAAAUGGAAUAACUUCAUUAGCCGAUCAAUUAGCAGGUAAGCGGUGUAAAAUCUCCUACAAAUCCCCCAUUAAACCCAACGCGACCCGUGAAGAAAUACAAAAUGUUUUGCUUCAAAUCGCGUUUAUUGAAUCGAGGGUUCUUGUGGUUCACACUUACGCCGAUUCUGGAUUAGAUAUACUCGAAAUCGCUCACAAUUUAGGGAUGAUUGGUAGCGGCUACGUUUGGAUUGCAACCGAUUGGGUUUCCACCGCCAUUGACGUAAGCUCGCCGUUACCGGAGAAAUCGAUUGCAGCAAUCCAAGGAGUUAUUACAUUACGAUCGUAUAUAAAAGACUCCGAACUUAAAAGGAACUUCGUUUCCAAAUGGAGAAACUCGACAAAAUUGGGUUUGAGUACGUAUUCUUUGUACGCAUACGACACUAUUUGGCUUAUUGCUCGUGCCCUCGAAGCUUUCUUCGAUAAUGGCGGAAACGUUUCGUUCUCGAAAUAUCCCAAUAUGGGCAGAUUCCUGAAUCUUGAUUCUUUGAGUAUCUUUAAUGGAGGCAAAAUGUUGCUUGAAAACAUUUUACACCUCAAAAUGAACGGAACAACAGGACCCAUCGAGUUCACCUCCGAUAAAAACCUCGUUUUUCCGGCAUUCGAAGUUAUCAACGUGAUCGGAACUGGAUUCCGGAGAGUAGGGUAUUGGUCGAACUCUUCACGCCUGUCGAUUUCUCCCCCAGAAACAGUCACCCAAUCGAGUUCAUCUAAGCGAUUGGAUAACGUAAUUUGGCCAGGUGAAACCCUAAAAAAGCCUCGCGGAUGGGUUUUCCCACAGAAUGGGAAGCAAUUGAAAAUCGGAGUUCCAAAUCGGGUUAGUUUUGAAGAGUUUGUGGAACAAGUAAACGGGAGCGAUUCAUAUCAAGGCUAUUGCAUCGAUGUAUUUACUUCUGCGAUAAAUUUGCUCCCUUAUCCUGUUCCAUAUAAAUUCUAUUCGUAUGGAGAUGGUCACAAGAACCCUAAAAAUACUGAUCUCGUGAGCUCGAUAAAAGAUGGUGUGUACGAUGCUGCUGUGGGUGACAUUGCGAUCAUCACCAACCACACUCGCAUGGCGGAUUUCACGCAGCCAUUUAUCGAGUCUGGGCUUGUCGUUGUGACACCUGUCAGAAGGCUAAACUCGGGAACUUGGGCUUUUCUCAAACCAUUUUCUACUAAAUUGUGGUGUAUUACCGGGAUAUUUUUUCUAGUUGUGGGAAUAGUUAUUUGGAUUUUAGAACAUCGUAAAAAUGACGAAUUUCGUGGUACUCCUAAGCAACAGGUCGUCACCACCUUAUGGUUUAGCUUUUCGACGUUAUUUUUCUCCCAUAAACAAAACAUGAUGAGCACACUUGCGCGCAUCGUAUUACUCCUAUGGUUAUUCGUGGUUCUAAUAAUAAGCUCGAGUUAUACUGCAAAUCUCACUUCAAUCUUGACCGUUCAAAAACUUUCUUCACCUAUCGAAGGGAUUGAUAGUUUGAUAAAAAGCAAAGAUCCAAUUGGGUAUCAACAAAGUUCUUUUGUAAGAAACUAUUUGGUCGAAGAACUUGGGAUUUUGGAAAGUAGACUUGUUCCUCUUAACUUGCCUCAAGACUAUGAAAAAGCCCUAAAAGAUGGUCCUGACAAUGGUGGUGUUGUUGCAGUUGUUGAUGAACGUCCGUAUAUUGAACUUUUCCUUUCUACCCGUUGUCAAUUCAGUAUUGUUGGUCAAGAAUUCACCAAAAAUGGAUGGGGAUUUGCCUUCCCACGGGAUUCUGAUCUUGCAGUAGAUAUAUCAACAGCGAUCCUUAAACUAUCAGAAAAUGGAGAGUUACAAAGGAUCCAUGACAAAUGGCUAUUGAGAAGUGCUUGUAGUUCACAAGGGUCAAAGUAUUCAGUUGACCAGCUUGAAGUAAAGAGCUUCAAAGGCCUAUUCUUCAUUAUUGGAUUAGCUUGUUUACUUGCACUUUUUAUAUACUUUGUACUCAUCAUACACCAAUACAUUAAACACAAACCCGGCCCGUCCGAGUCAACCGGGCGUAGCCUCCGAUCGGGACGCCUUCAAACUUUCAUUUCAUUUGUUGAUGAAAAGGAAGAGUCGGUCAAAGCCAGGUCAAUGAAAAGAGUUAAAGAGGCGAGUUCAUGUAGGAGGAAUGGUGAUGAUGUGGCAGUGAAUGGAUAUUGAAAUACACCGAAGGAAUCGUGUUUGGAUACACCGGAAUACUUGUAUUUAUGCCAUGUCAGCAUGGAAGUUGUACAUAUGAUCGAAGUUAGUUAGGAGUUGGGCAUGUUAAUGGUAGUUGUACAUAUUUUACUACUAUAGAGAUUACAAGGUGUUGUAUAUGAGGAUUAUAGAACCUCACAAUUGUAAAGUGAAUGUAAAAUAACAUGGAAAGAGCAUAUAUAUAAUAUAUUUAUUAUAA